AUGCCGAAUUACUACAACCUCGCAGGGCAGAGCCUUUCCUACCUGGCAAUAUGUGCAAACAAAAUUGAUAUCGCCCAGGAGCUGCUGUCUAUGAUGAGCCCGGGGCAGAUUCUUGAUCCUGCCUAUAUCGUACCUGGGUAUUGCCCAGAAAAAAUCUUUCAACUGGCCGCCGGCAAUCAAGAACUUUUCAAUACUUGCUGGGCAAAACUCGAGUCCGACCCAGAGCUAAACCUUUCGCAUACUCUUGAUCAAUGUCACCUUGUCUCUAUCUCUCAGUUUGCUACUGAUGAGUUGGCGGGCCGUAUGCUGGAUCGGGGAAUCAAUCUAGCAUCUACAAUGACAGACCGCGCCUUGUCAACCUGGAAUAGGGUCGCCUUAUAUCACCCCGACCCGGAGUCUCUAUUCAACUGGCUUUGGGAGCAUGAAUGCUGGCCACCGUGCAGUCAAGAUGGAAUGGACUCGCCACUAGUUGUUAGUGCUCGAUAUGAUCGAGUAAAGGAGACGAAUUGGCUAUUGUACCACAGCUGCGAUAAUAGCGAGCAAUGGAUCUGCGCUAUUGAGGCUGCAACCCGACAGACAGACCAAAGUAUAUCUACACUUGGAAUGGUCAUGAAGCGCAUCUCGCUAUCAGUUCCCAAACGCCCAGAAUUGGACUGGGUUAUCAAAAUUGCCGAUGAAGUUGUCCAGGGAGCUUACAAAUACGUCAGGGAGACUAAUCUUCAGGGAAUAGACGUCAUAGAGCGUCGUGCUAUCCAGAAGUUUGAUACGAUAAUCGAAGAAGUGAUCGGGAGGCCUUCUUUUUUUGUCCAUCAAGGCCCGAUCAUCAUCCACUCAUCCGAGCACCCAACCGAUUUGGGCACCGGUGCUGCCCACCCGUCUCGAAAUGGCGUAUCAGUUUUCCGAGCUCUUUCAAACAAUGGGGAGAAUAUAUCAGCGACCGUGAAGCUCUGUCCCAUGUCUCACCACUUUUCGAGCACCAAAUGCGAACGGCUAGGAGGCGCAACGGAGUCUUUUAACUUGCGAUCGAUUGAUAUUCUGUUCGUGCGAGGUGAACUUAAUAUAGAGAUAUCACUACCAGCUGGAGGCUCCCUGGUCUGGAAAGGGUUUUCGGAAGACCCAUGGGGGACGGAUGUACCAUCAGCAUCCGAGGCAUUUGCCUUCAUGAAGAUCUACUCCAAGCGAACCCCAUGGCGCGCUGGAUCUGCGCGCGCCCGGUAGAUUCCUAUCGAUUUAAAGUCAGGCAAGAAUGUGGAAAUUAGGAAAAUCAGCUCACUGGUGUAAGUUCCAUCCAUUAGUUGAUAUUUCAUUCUCAACCUAGACAAUGUUUGCGCCUGAUGUUUGAUGUUGGUAAAAUCACUGCCUCGUAUCAUCUCUAUAGUCCUGGCUUCUUCGGCUAAGGAUAGACGGCGAACAGACGGGAGCACUGGGAUAAGAAGAAGGGUAAUUCCGCUCCCUAGUUCUGAUUCAAAUCGCAUCAAUUUGCGUCCAUACUGGAGUGCCUUUUUGAUGUUAUGGUUGUCAGGUAAUCCCUCCUCUCGAAUGAACGUAGUCAUGGUUCCUAGGCGAUGAGAGCCCAAACAUGGUGUGGGCUCACUCCGUCCGGUUCGCUGGAGCCAGCUUUGCUCCCUGGUAGCCAAGUUGGUCCAAUAAUGGAUUUCUUGGAGCCGCUGUAUCCAGCAAUUUGUAUUCGCUCCCUCUUCUAUCAUGGCAGCGCGAGGCCAUCCCGGUCCCGCUGGACCUGCCAAGAUAAUAGGAGAGAGAUCAACCUGGAGAAACGAAAGGAACGAACUGAGUUGAGCUGAUAAAUCAGCCAAUAUACUUUCCGCCGUGAUAUGAGACAUAAUGG
Penicillium subrubescens is the source of this 1846-nucleotide messenger RNA. RefSeq lists its product as uncharacterized. The record is from RefSeq and is a predicted model, not a curated record. The coding region runs from base 1 to 1218 and encodes 405 amino acids. The transcript has 2 exons. Lineage: Eukaryota; Fungi; Ascomycota; Eurotiomycetes; Eurotiales; Aspergillaceae.